Molecule: messenger RNA, 3750 nt
Organism: Anopheles moucheti
Lineage: Eukaryota; Metazoa; Arthropoda; Insecta; Diptera; Culicidae
Gene: Ctl2
Product: choline transporter-like 2
Exons: 9
Coding region: 1019-3142 (707 amino acids)
Biological process (GO): transmembrane transport
Cellular component (GO): membrane
Molecular function (GO): transmembrane transporter activity
Source: RefSeq, a predicted model, not a curated record
UUACUUGCAUGGUCAGCACCGUGCAUGUGUUUGGUGGUGUGCCACUUGCUUGUACAAAGGACGGAUAACCAGUAGCGGUCUAUAGUUCACUGCGUUCAGCUGUUGAUCAAACACCGAUGUCGAAGAGUGUGACUCUGACACAACGACUAUAGGUAGAGUGUGUUCGAACGGCUCAUCGAACGGACGUAGUGUGUAGAUCGCGCGUGAUCGCGGGUGUUCAGCAUAGUGUGCGUAGGUGUCGCUAUUUGCUAGCAAAUCUUGAAUUUGGACGGUACGCGAGCUAGAGUAUUACGAAAAACUACAAGAACAUUUAAGGGGCUUCUUGUUUGCAGUGAUGACGUGUCCGGCAUGUAAAACGUAGACAAAAAUACAGAACGAUUUUCCGCUUACUUGUGGAUGAUUUUUACGCAGCUGUGUUGAUGAAUUUAUUUUAUUUUGUGGAUAGUAAGAACUGUGCGGAACAAAGAAUUUAGAUGCGACAAAAGGUGUUUAAAAGCGCAUAGGUGACAUAAUGAUGCGGCUUCUAACGAUCGCUGGUCAAUAACUUGGCGCUCAAUAUUUUCAUUUGUAAAUUAUCUGGGUGCAAAGAAAACCACUGGACUGUUGUCUGAAGUUGAAAACACGAUAACAAUAAAAACAGAACAAAAAGUUUAAACAGUUUUAAAUUUUGAUGAUGUUUCGCUCGCACGUAUAGCAUCUUAAUGCCACAAUUGAAAAAAUCAACAAAAACUGACUUUGUUUUGUUUAUGCUGUUAAGCGAGGUUGUGCAUUGCAUUUUAGCGCCUUUUACACUUACACUAGGUUCAUAAAAGGGCCAAUGUGUAUGUGUGCGUUGGCUCCAUUUGCUCAUCACUAACGUUUAGCAGUGCGAUAAGAGACUUUAUCUUAUCAUAUAACACCUUUUCCAUGGUUUGAGAGGUUCCAAAAAUCAUACAAACUAGUACUGAUAUAAAUUUCGACUGCUGGGACUGCUGUGUGAAGAGUGACUUUGAACCCGUGUUCAUAAACAAUUUAUGCGAUGGGAUUGUGCUGUGGUGGUACAGAUCGUGUGACAAAACAUUCUAAAGAAGAUAUUCAACAGCCUACGGAAAGCGAGCCACUUAAAUAUGAUCCUGACUUCAAAGGACCUUUAUCGAAACGAUCGUGUACAGAUCUUCCAUGUUUGUUUUUAUUUGUCACUUUUCUGUGUGCUUGGGGUUACGUAGCAUACUAUGCUGUUCAGCAUGGUGACUUAAAUCGACUGCUCGUGCCGAUUGAUUCCGAUGGUCGGAAAUGUGGUGUCGAUAGCGAAGUGCAUGAUGAACCAUAUCUAAUGUUCUUUAACAUUACGGAAUGUGCCAAAAUUGAUGUACCGAUAUCCGGCUGUAGCACUACACAGGUGUGUGUUAAGCAAUGUCCAACUGAAGAUUUUGAUUUCGAAACCGCUAAUUGCAAUCCUUCCAAUCUUAACGAGAUUCGCACAAAAUUGAUAUGCAAGCAAACCGUGAAAAAGACUGAUCUAAAAACAUGUCAAAUUAUUGGAGAAUACAUAAAAAACAAGAGAUGUGCACAAACAGUUCAACAGAGUACCUCAUUCUCGAAGCGAUGCAUUCCAGAUGUGGGAACAAUCAGUAAUGGGGCUCGUAAUGUUCAGCAAUCGGUGGACGAAGCGAUAAAAAAUUUAAAACUUUUUAUUGGGACAAGCCAAAUGAUUGUGGAAGAUAUUUUGGAGUCGUGGCGUAUGAUAUUGGUCUUCGUCGCAUGUUCUGUACUAGCAAGUUUAAUUCUCAUAACGAUGCUUCGAUGGAUUGCGAAACCAAUGGUUUGGAUUUCAAUAAUCGGCGUCAUUGCAGCACUUAGCUACGGAGUGUACUACAGCUUACGAGAAUACCAGAACAUUCGUGCCAAUCCUGUGGCAGCACAUGUAAAUGUGUCUCCUAAUCUCAGUUCGUUAGUAAACUCUUGGUUUAAGUCGGAUCAAACCUGGCUUUGGAUACUUAUUGCCCUAUCGAUUGUUCUGAUUGUGCUACUCCUGGUAGUGUUGGUUCUGCGCAAAAGAAUUGUUAUAGCAAUAGCACUUGUGAAGGAGGGUAGCAAGGCUGUUAGCGCUAGUUACUCCACCGUAUUUUUCCCCCUUGUACCAUGGAUACUGCAGGCUGCCGUUAUUGUGUUUUCUUUGCUGGUUCUGUUGUUUUUAGCGUCCAUUGGCGAUCCCGUGUAUAAAAUCAAUGGACUAAACACAUCAAUUUCUUGCUUGUGCAGCAACGGAUACAAGGAAGGAGACAUUUGUGAUCCAGUCGUAUUCAACGAAAAUUGUAAAGAUUCUAGCAGAGCACAUGACCAAGGUCGAUGCAUUGAUGCUGCCUGUCACUUUCAGGAGGUGGAUAGUCCUACCAUAGUAGGAUACUUUCAUGCCUUGAAUGUGGUUGGAUUUUUCUGGUGUAUUUGCUUUGUAUCCGCGUUCAGUGAAAUGGUGUUAGCCUUUACGUUUGCCACAUGGUACUGGACACGUCAAAAGUCCCGCCUGCCAUUUUUCGUUCUAACGCGCGGUGUCACAAGAACGAUUUUCUACCAUCUAGGCACGCUAGCGUUCGGAUCUUUAAUUAUUGCUAUCUGCAAAAUUAUCCGAGCCUUCCUCGAAUAUGUAGACCACAAACUGAAAGGCUACGACAAUGGUGUGACGCGUGCCAUUUUGUGCUGUUGUCGUUGUUUCUUCUGGUGUUUGGAAAGCUUUUUGAAAUUUUUGAACACGAACGCAUACAUCAUGUGUGCAAUUUAUGGUAAAAACUUUUGCUCUAGUGCUAAAGAUGCUUUCAGCCUGCUCACGCGUAACGUACUGAGAGUAAUUGCGCUCGAUAAGGUGACAGGUUUUUUGUUUUUCUUGUCCAAGCUGCUGCUUGCUUCCGGAAUGGCAGCCACAACGUACGCUUAUUUCGAUAGUGAUCUGCCGAAAACACCACUAAACUACCCUUUCGUACCAGCUGUGUUUGUGUUCAUUGGAACAUACAUUAUUGCAUCCAUCUUCUUCAGUGUUUACUCUGUGGCUGUGGACACCUUAUUUUUAUGUUUUUUGGAAGAUAUCGAACGUAAUGACGGUAGUGCCGAGCGACCUUUCGUUAUGUCUAAAGGAUUGUUAAAAAUAUUGGGGAAAAAGCAAAAGUAAAUUAUAAUGAUCACCAAAGAUUGCACUACAUGCAAUUGCAACUCAAAUAAAUUCAGCAGCAAUACAUAUUGACAAUGCGUGGUCCACCAUUAAAUACCGCGCAAUUUGAGGCCAAAUGUUCAGCAAUCCUGUAUAUAUUUGGAGUGAAAGCUGUUUUAGUGUGUAUCUAAAAGCAUACACAGAUAAUUAAAUGUUAAGUCUAUAUUUUUAUACUAAUUUAUACGCAAUAUGAUAGGAAGGAUACAAGUAAAUGCAAGAUAAUGUUGAGCAGGCAAAGUAAGGCAUUUAAAACAAAGCAUGAAUUGUGAUCGAAAUAUGAAAGGAUAGGGUUUAAAAAACAUCCACCAUAAUAUUUUCAAUAAUGAAUAAUAUAUCCAUAUACUCGUCAUCAUACGGAUUGCAAUUUUUGAUAUCUUACCUUUGUAUAAUAAAGCACUCAUAUUGAAGUCUUGAUCAAAAUAAUCAAUUAGAACUGAAAUCUCUGUGUUCCGGUUUUGCACGUAGUGCGGGGAAUUUUUUGCAUGAAUGUUAUUAAACUGCCAAAUGUCAUGGAGUAUUGUGUAUAAAUAAAACACUUUUUCUAAGGCUGUAGAUCUCACGAGCUUGUU